Echinostoma caproni is the source of this 1668-nucleotide messenger RNA. NCBI's taxonomy places the organism in Eukaryota, Metazoa, Platyhelminthes, Trematoda, Plagiorchiida, Echinostomatidae. The record is from the annotation of a GenBank genome assembly.
AUGCAGCCUGUUCCAUCCAACGACGUUCCUCUACCAAAAUCACUACAAAUUGCAGCUGCGCAAUUCUCAGCGGCUCUUCAGGCCGAAGCGGAAUCCGGCCGUGCUGCCUGGCGUGAUCUGUUUGAAAUGAUGCAAAAAGGACCGCAGAAAUCGGAACCAAGAGGGGUUGAUGUGACAGAAUCUAAAUUACUCGACACAGAGCUCUUCCUCAGGGCCUUGAGCGAGGUUCUUCGUGAGUUAAAGUCAUCUAGCGCGGAUAGAAAGGAAGAGAUAAGCAACAGUGCGACAUACGCUGAAAGAUUACGCAAAGCAUUACGGGUUUGUGCUGCUGGUGAUUGGCUGCCGGUGUUAGCCGGGCAUUUGGAUCCCGAAUCGGCACGCAUGCUGGGUCGAUUAAAACAGAAAGCACGGUUGGCUGAAUCCGGACUUUUCGAUUUGGACAAUCAACUGGAGUCGUUGUCGGUCGAGGUGAAGCGGCAGUUAGCUUCAUCGAUUCGCAGUCCGCGCCGAUCAGGUAUAGAUCCGAAAAUGGCGACAACCACGCCAACCCCGACGUCAAAGCUGAUUUCAGUAAUGGAUACCACUACACGUUUGCUACAAACCGAGCGGGGCCGUGUUAAUUACCUCAUGGAAGGAUUCAGGCGACUUCAGCUUUUGAAUGAUACCCCAAUGAAAGAUAUGUCUCAAUCCAUAGACAGUUCAUGCUCUGUUCGUCGCGCACAUCGCUCCCGUGUUAAAGGUACUGUGACCGCGGCCGGUGACCAAGCGAUCAGUCCCGCCCUUCACUCCGUGAUACAACGAGAUCGUGCCCUCUAUCGGCUUUUCGCGAAACAUAAAUUACCCACGGUGCACGCACAGUUCGUUUGCCCACUGAUCGCGGAUGAAACCGAAACAGAUAUCGCUGCCGUCACCGAUAACAAGGAUUUAGAACCUACAAAUUCGCUUGCGGGUUCUGCUGGUGUAACAGAAAUUGUGAAGAACAAUCCACAACAGCAGCAAUUGGAAAAGUUGAUCGGUCUCUCAAGUCACGAGCCUAAGACAGUGACUGCACCAACAACCACGAGCACUGCUACCAUUGGUGCUGUUAAUUCGAGUGUCACGGCAACCACAUCAGGACCAAUACCUGCAUUCUCGUUUUCCACCGCAGCUGCUACCUCCGCCGGGAAGCUGUUUGGCCAAACCGGACCUUCAUUACCACCUCCGGCGGGUUCACUUCUGAGUGGUACCAGCACCAACCUAAAGACGAGCCUUGUAUUCGGAACGGUAAAACCUGUUGAUAGUGAAUCGCGAUCAGUGGUCGAUCCUGCAUUCUCAAUAGCUGUCUCAAGCCCUCCCACUUUGCCUCUGUUUGGUACUGCAAGCAAAACUCAAAGCGCCUCACCCACAUCCACCGGUUCCACUUCUUCAACUGGCGGGCUGUUCCAAUCAGACACCUUGACCGUGAAUUCACCAGCUCCAAGCACGCUUACAACAACUGCCGCUACAAUAACUACGGUUCCCUCUGUAUUCGGUCUGUUCGGUACCCAUACUUCCUCUCCUGCAACGGCUACGCCCAUAUUCGGUUCGUCCGUUGCGGCUACCGCUGCCAAUGCUAGUACCAACACAACCACGUCCACUUCGUCUGUCUCAUUGUUCGGAGCUCCUAGUAAGUACUACAGUGUUUUCUAA